AGUGCCAGCUGUCAGUGUCCAUCAGUGCCAGCUCUCAGUGCCACAUAUCAGUGCACAUCAAAGUCAUAUCAGUGCCUACCAGUGCACAUCAAUGUCACAUAUCAGUGCCUAUCAGUGCACAUCAAUGCCACAUAAGUGCCCAUCUGAGCUGCCUUUCAGUGCCCCCUAUCAGUGCCAGUCAGUGCCACCUAAAAAGUGCCAUCAGUGCCUCCUCAUCAGUGCCCAUCAGUGCAGCCUCAUUAGCACACAUCAGUGAAGGAGAAAAAUCACUUAUUUACAAAAUUUUAUAA
This is a messenger RNA of Staurois parvus, 290 nucleotides long. The record is from the annotation of a GenBank genome assembly. NCBI's taxonomy places the organism in Eukaryota, Metazoa, Chordata, Amphibia, Anura, Ranidae.